UUUGUGGAUUUUCAAGGUUAGCCAAAGUUCAAUGUUAAUGGUUAAAGCAAAUAAAUGUGCUCGACACAAAGUUAACGCUAUUGAAGGCUGUUUCUUUUCGUCUGUUGAUCGGAAGUUGGUUGUUUUUUUAUUUCCUCAUUUUGUUAUGUUAUGCUUCCUUUUUCUUUUUUUCUUUCUUUUAUUUAGGGAGGCUAGUUUUCCUAGCUACUUAUCAUUGCAUUGGGAAGGGUUUUCCAUUGUCAGUACAAAAAAAUAUAAUAUUGUGUAAUGUAUUUUGGUAAUGUAGACCACUUUUCUGUAUGCAUAUGCAUUUUCUUGAGUAAUAUUGUUGUAGAGGGCAUUUCAUUUCAUUUUUCAUCCAAACCUUUUCUUUUUCUUAAACUUUUUUUGUGUUGAUCUGGAUGACAUCAAAUACUGAAUACAGUUUGUAUAAUCACCAUUCUUCCAAACAGACACAGAGCGAAUAUACAUGCAAGCUGCUGAAAUAAUUGCAGAAGAAUAUGGGAAGACUUUUACUUGGGAGAUGCAGACCCAGAUUAUGGGGCUGGCAGCCACCGAAGAUGCAAAGUACAAUAUAGAGACAAAUCAGCUUCCAUUGACAGUAGACGAGUAUCUUGAAAAAGUGAAUAGUGUGUGUAACCAACUUUUUCCCAAUGCAGAAAAGUUGCCAGGUGCAGAAAAGCUUGUAUAUCACCUCCAUAAACACAACAUUCCUAUUGCCAUAGCAUCAGGGGGAGCUCAGGAUAGUUUUGAGCUCAAGACAACCAAUCACAAGGAAUUAAUGUCCAAGUUCAGCCACGUGGUGUUGGCCUCCACGGACCCAGAAGUGAAAAAUGGAAAACCAGCUCCAGAUGUGUUUCUUGUAUGUGCUAAUAGGUUUCCUGAUACACCAAAACCUGAAAAGUGCUUAGUGUUUGAGGAUGCGCCUAAUGGGGUAGCAGCAAGUGUGGCAGCUGGAAUGCAGGUCGUAAUGGUCCCAGAUCCUCGCAUGAAAGAGGAAAUGACCAAAGGGGCUACUCAGGUCCUCAAGUCGCUAGAAGAUUUCAAGCCCGAGCUCUUUGGGUUGCCACCUUAUGAUGCUUAGGUCAUUUUCAGUGCAAUUUGUUUUGAGACAUCUCAAUAAUUUUGUUUUUUUUUUCUUUUCUAUACUUGCAGACUGUACAGUAUUAAAUUAUUUU
Penaeus vannamei (Pacific white shrimp) is the source of this 1178-nucleotide messenger RNA. NCBI's taxonomy places the organism in Eukaryota, Metazoa, Arthropoda, Malacostraca, Decapoda, Penaeidae. The record is from RefSeq and is a predicted model, not a curated record.